AUGACCGCCCUCUUCACCGUUCCCAUCCCGGCAUGUGAUGACCACCCCGGCGGCACGGUCGUGUGCAGCGAGCUCGCGCCGGCGGUCUACCUGCUGACCUUCACCUCGCCGCCCGACAACCGGCUGACGACGGCCUUCUGCCAGGCGAUGCUGACGGCGCUCGACAUAGUCGAGUUCAGCUACCCGCCGGGCGUGCUGGUGACGACGUCCGGCAUCACCAAGUUCUACUCCAACGGGCUCGACCUCGACCACGCCCAGGCCGUCGACGGCUUCUGGGCGCACAGCCUGUACCGGCUGUUCGCGCGCUUCCUCACCUAUCCCAUGCCCACGGUCGCCCUCAUCAACGGCCACGCCUUCGCCGGCGGCCUGAUGAUGUCCAUGCACCACGACUACCGCGUCAUGAACCCCGCCAAGGGCUUCGUGUGCCUCAACGAGCUCGACUUCGGCGCCGCCCUCAAGGCCCCCAUGAGCAGCAUCUUCCGGCUCAAGCUGUCGGGCCACACCUACCGCUCGCUCGUCCUGGAGGCGAAGCGCUUCCCCGGGUCUGCGGCGCUGGAGGCCGGCAUCGUGGACGUGCUGGGCGGCGCGGACGAGGCGCUCAGGCUGAUCAAGGAGCGAGACCUCACGAAGAAGGGCAAGACGGGCGUGUACGGUCUCUUAAAGAUGGAGAUGUACCGCGAGAGUCUGGAGUAUCUGUCUCCGGAAGGACAUGACAAGUCAGAGGCGCGGGACAGGGGGCUGAUGGAAGCCGAGGAUGAAAGGAUGGAGCGCGGAAGAAAAGCAGUGGAAGAGUGGAAAGUGUCAGGGAAAGCAAAGCUAUAG
Molecule: messenger RNA, 822 nt
Organism: Phaeoacremonium minimum UCRPA7
Lineage: Eukaryota; Fungi; Ascomycota; Sordariomycetes; Togniniales; Togniniaceae
Product: putative enoyl- hydratase isomerase family protein
Exons: 1
Coding region: 1-822 (273 amino acids)
Biological process (GO): fatty acid beta-oxidation
Cellular component (GO): peroxisome
Molecular function (GO): delta(3)-delta(2)-enoyl-CoA isomerase activity; enoyl-CoA hydratase activity
Source: RefSeq, a predicted model, not a curated record